This is a messenger RNA of Thlaspi arvense, 545 nucleotides long. Lineage: Eukaryota; Viridiplantae; Streptophyta; Magnoliopsida; Brassicales; Brassicaceae. The record is from the annotation of a GenBank genome assembly.
AGUUUUCCUUUUAACACGGCAACCGGAAAAGCCGGCAGCGCCUCAGCCAAAGAAGUCGAUGGAAGGUGCAGCGGCAAGGAAGCCAAAGAUGAAUCGGAUGAGGAUAUGGAGAAGGAUCCGGGAAGAGAAGAUAUGUCUGCCUAUAUUGAGAAGAUCCUGAUAUCUGUUAGACUUGCCUUAGUGAACUGCUUUCUGGAUUUUGCUGCUCACUUAGAGCAAAUUGGCGCUGAGCGUUCUCAAAGCAAGAGAGUUGGCAAAAUGAAUAUUCCAACGACCACCAGGAAGAACCAUUAAUAAAUGCUUCUGAAAGUGUUGUUGAUCCCCACACUCCACAGGCUGUCUUUGUAACUUCUGGCCACACUCAGUUUUAAUCAAAAUUGGAGACAACCAUUGCUUUCCAAACAAAGCUUUAAAGUCUUUGACAAACGAUGAUUCAGUUAUCAAAUUCGAUUAUAUUUGAAAGUUUGAAGAUCAGAACACUCUUGACUCGUUCAAAGGGACAAUACUUCUGUUUCCUUUGUUUGUUUACCAACAGCACUUGGCAU